This is a messenger RNA of Chiloscyllium plagiosum (whitespotted bambooshark), 4342 nucleotides long. It is a transcript of the gene stk32a, whose product is annotated as serine/threonine kinase 32A. Lineage: Eukaryota; Metazoa; Chordata; Chondrichthyes; Orectolobiformes; Hemiscylliidae. Gene Ontology annotation, molecular function: G protein-coupled receptor binding; G protein-coupled receptor kinase activity; ATP binding. Gene Ontology annotation, biological process: G protein-coupled receptor signaling pathway; regulation of signal transduction; protein phosphorylation. The record is from RefSeq and is a predicted model, not a curated record.
UUUUUUUGGGGGGGUGGGGGGUGUUGGCUGUUGUGGUUUUAUUUGUUAUUUUUCGUACCAGUAGAUGUCACUUUAGAGCGGCGUGCUUAUUUUCGUUGGCACUUAGAGCUGACGGGGUCAACCACAAUCUGGGGAACGGCGAGGAGGAACAACGUUAACACGUGCAACUCUGAGGCGAACAUUUUAGUAUUUAUUCUUCAGUCUUAGUAAUUAACUAUGAACCAUUGUCUUAAGCUUUAAAGCGUGGACGACUUUAACAGUUUUUUUUUAAAAUAUCUAACAGUUAAACUGAUUUUUUUUCUAAAAUCUCAUUUGAUAAAGCUUAGAAAAUCUGCAAACACUCGUGCGAACUCUGUGUCCUAUUAACAACAUUUCAACUUCUGGUCACCAGCUACAUAAGUUUCAGUUCUGUUUAUUAACUGCCCGGUCGUUGCAUCGGAUUCGCAUCCUCGAGUUGUUUUUCCAUUGACUUUCGAUUCCAUUUUUUUUGUCUCUCUGCCGAUCACUUCUGUUUUUUGUCGCUCACAGUAUUAGUUCCUUGUUCGCGUCCCCGGGGGUGGAUGGUGCUUGAGACACGGGUGGUCUUCACAAAUCCAGAAUGCACGGUGCACUGCAGAAGUGAGCGACUGACGAGGCUCGCUCUGAGAGUAACCCAGCAACUCCAAAGCCGCCCAGACACCACCCUCACUUCACUGUCUCUAGUGCCUGACUGCAUCUGAAAACACUGUAACUGGUUUCAUUUGUAAGCCCACCGUACAGGUGGCCGAGGCAUACACCUUUUCAAGAGACAUCGACCGUUUAUGUUGCCAUUGGAGGACAGGCCUGAACAUUUCAGAAUUAAAGUCUAAAAUAACACCUUUUUGUAGAUCUGAUAAAGCGGUGGAAAUGACUGGUGAUUGAUUCAACGUCUGCAGUCUCUUCCUCCAAGAGGGCUUCCUAAACAAGCCGGCUCCUCAACAACCGGAUUAUCUCUAUUCUUCCCCUCUCAGUGUCCGAUCAGUCAGGAGGAGGCUCGGAAGAGAAUCUGCAUCAAUUUUUGGCGGAAACUUUUUCCGGAGCAGAUAGUGGUGGCUGCAGAUGGAAGGGCUGGUGCUGUAGUGAUGAUCUCUCCUUCUCCCAUCCCUUUCUGCCAGUGCCUCUAAUAGCUGAGACGGUUCAUCCAUCCACCUUUUAGUAGUCAGCGCCAGUCUGAGACUGCCCAGCACCAAGGGCUGGACCUGUGAUGCCGCAACUUCUGAUCCUCUUCCGAUAAUGUAAUUUUAAACAGCGGUGUGAGCAGCUGAAGAUGGGGGGCAAUCAUUCUCACAAAACUCCGGUUUUUGAUGAGAACGAGGACGUAAACUUUGACCAUUUCCAGAUCUUAAGAGCAAUUGGCAAAGGCAGCUUUGGGAAGGUCUGCAUUGUGCAGAAGAAAGACUCGAAGAAGAUGUACGCCAUGAAGUACAUGAACAAGCAGCAGUGUGUAGAGCGUAAUGAAGUGCGGAAUGUAUUUAAAGAGUUGCAGGUUAUGCAGGGUCUGGAGCAUCCAUUUCUUGUCAAUUUAUGGUAUUCAUUUCAAGAUGAGGAAGAUAUGUUCAUGGUAGUGGACCUCCUCCUGGGCGGAGACCUUCGUUACCAUUUACAACAGAAUGUUCACUUUAAGGAGGAAACAGUGAAACAUUAUAUUUGUGAGCUGGCUCUGGCAUUGGAUUAUCUGCAGAGCAGACACAUCAUUCACAGGGACAUUAAACCUGACAACAUUCUUCUUGACGAUCAUGGACACGUGCACGUCACUGACUUCAACAUUGCAGCGUUGGUGAAGGAGGAGAAGCAGGCUACUUCCAUCGCAGGCACAAAACCCUACAUGGCUCCAGAGAUAUUCCAUCCCUUUGUAAAUGGUUGUACUGGCUAUCUGUUUGCUGUAGAUUGGUGGUCUCUUGGAAUCACAGCCUAUGAGCUUCUCAAAGGACAGAGACCAUACGAAAUCCGUUCCAACACUUCAGUUAAUGAAGCCCUUCACAUAUUCAACUCGGUCAGCAUAAAAUACCCCUCUAGCUGGUCCAAUGGAUUGGUGUCACUGCUUCGGAAGCUGCUUACAGUUAGCUCUGCUCAACGCCUCUCCAGCCUGGCUGACUUGCAAAGCUGUCCUUACCUCGCCGAUAUCAAUUGGGAUGCUGUCUUGGAGAAGAAGCUCACUGCUGGUUUUAUUCCCAAUAAAGGACAAUUAAACUGUGACCCCACAUUUGAACUCGAGGAAAUGAUUCUGGAGUCUAAACCUCUUCACAAGAAGAAAAAGCGUCUGGCAAAAAAGUUGAAGGAAAACAGAAAAGACAACUCAUCACUGAAUGGACAUCUUCAGCAACAUCUAGAUGCAGUGCAGAAGGAAUUUAUUGUUUUUAACAGAGAAAGGCUCAAUCAAAAUCCAGGUCAAGCACAGCAAAACUGCACAGCCGACAAAGAGGAGCACCAGAAAGAAGAUGAUGAUGGCAAAAACAACAAUGUGAUAAAGACAACGCACACGCAGCCAUGUUAGGUUUCGCUCUGGGAACAUUGCAUCUCUGGGACCUUCAAAACUAGAUAGGAAAUGCAUCUUCAUAGUACAUGUCAGUCCUAAUCAUUAAAGAGGCAUUGUCAUAGCUGCUACCAGUGCUUGAACGUACCACAUAGCAUUGUACUGAGCAACACAGGCUAGAAGAUCUCAGGUUUAAUCCUGACUUUUGCUGAGCAAAUUCAUCUCCGCCAGAACAGCAGGUGAGAGGGGUGCCACAAUUGACCUCAGAACGUCUGGGCAAGGCAAGUGGGGACAUGGGGAUGUGCCGAGGUGGGUGGAGAUGGAGUUGAGAAGCAACCCAACCUGCCAACCACGCAAAACCACAAGGAAUGGCUCUCAGGCAAGUGAGCAGGUGGACCCCCAGUACUCGGCGCAUAUGUUUCCAGAGGAAGUAGACUCCUUAAUGAGGCAUAAGGGAGAAUACUGGCAUGUUUCUGUGGAAGUGUUUUUCUUUUGGAGAGAGAGAGAGAGAAAACCAGAUGGCAAAAGAUAAAUACUGCAGAUGCUGGAAAUCUGAAAAAUACACUAUAAACAGCAGGAGAGAAUAACUCUGUGGGGAGAGGAAAGAAUACAUAUUUCAGAUCGAUGACCUUAUCAGAACAACAGCGAUUGACUUGAAACAUAAACUUCGUUCAUCUCUCCACAGAUGCUGCCAGAUCUGCUGAGUACUUCCAGCAUUUAUACAUUUUCUCUGAUUUGUUAUAAAAAGUGUACCAUUUACAUAUCAAUGGUCACCAUGCCGACUAGAGACCAGAAGGUUGUUCAAACAAGACAAUGCGCCUUUAACCAUGCACAUUAACUAGAUACUAACUAUAUCACGCAAAUGAAAUGAAGCCAUGUUGGCUCAGCACCAGAUCAAAAUGUUUUUCACAGAUUUGGAAUAAUUAUUAGUUAAAAAAUGUCUUUGAAUUUGUUGCAGACCUAAAGCGGCUCAAUUGCUGAGAAGGACCUGACCCUACCCAACUGCCCCAUGCCUUAACCUCCCAAGAUGUUAUGGCCACUGAUGGCUACAACUUGGGGUUCAGCAGCAAUCACAUGAGAUCUCACCAUUAGUAGCUGUGAAUAUGUGUCUCUGGGAAAUGCAGUAGAACAGUUUGUUUUCUAUACUCCAGGUUUACACUUGAAUCUUUCUCUGGAUAUUACAGUUAUUAAGUAUGAAAAAUGCAGUUUUAAAACAUAAAGACUAACACGUUAUGAAGCUUUUCAAAACUUAUGUAGCACUUUUUAACCAAAAUAAAUCAUCUAGUGAGGGCUCAAUAUUUGUUGUUAUUGGAAAACAAUGCUUGGUGUUGCACCUCACCCCUCAGUGAUGAUGGUAAAUGAAUACCAUCUCCAUUCAGAGAGAAAUCUUUAACCUCUACAGCUUCCUGGUUUCCAUAUACUGACAAAACACAACAGAACCCACUGCUUCGCCUUUCACCUCUAUCUAAUGCUCUACAGCUCAACCAGAACAUUAACACCUUCCAGGCUGCAUUAUUGGUGGAAGGUCAAGGGCUCCUUCCUGCAUUGUACAGCAGAGGUGUACAAUGCAGCAGAGGUGUACAUUAGUCCCACAGAGCAGCAAAUGUGAGCUAGAACAGACACUGAGGAUGGAUUAGGGAUGAGAAUUGAGUGGGAAUGGAAUAGGAUGAGGAGAGGGGUAAGAGCUGUGAGGGAACAAAAUGGCAUUUUGAUUAGGAGGGGAGAAAAGAGGCAGCAUUAGCUGAGUGAAUGAGGAAUGAGUCACUAAUAAACAAAAAUGAGGUCAAACACCAACAGGAGCAAGGGUAAUUAACAGGGAUGAGGCCAAAUACCAAUGGGAAUGAGGGUAAU